ACCUGCUGGUGGCGCUAGAUAAAAAGUCCAAAUCAACAGUCAGUUAAUGAAGUUGAUCCUCUGGGACCAAGAAUGUGUAGAAAUGUUGAUGUGAGUCCAUCAUCCAUCCUUUAGUCCAGAUCCAGUCCAUGACUAAGACUAAAGUAGUGGACUGACCAACCACUGACAUUAACAUCAGAGCCAUGCUGCUAGUGAGGCUAAAAGAAAGGAGAAGAAGAGACAGUCAUGUAGAUGUGAACAUCAGAGAACACAUCAAGGAGCUGAAAUAUGAUCCUUCCUCCUCAUGUGACUCCUUCCCCUCAGCUGACUCUCUCAGCAGCACACAGGUUUUUGUAUUAGUCUUUUUCACUGUGUGGCAGCGGCAGGGCUACGACAUCUUUGGCUCUGGAACUAAACUGUAUGUAACAGAUGAGCAGGUAGUGAAGCCCGUGGUGAGCGUGUACCAGGCAGCAUCCAGAGCCCACCUGGAGGGGAAGAGCUCUCUGCUGUGUCUGGCCUCACACAUGUUUCCUUCUGAGGUCAAGUUCUCCUGGAAAAGACAGAAGGAGGGCGGCUCUCUGGAGGAGCUGUGACCCCUUGCUGAAGGAGAGCAGCUGGAGCUCAGAGAGUCGGGACGCAGAGCCUCCAUCAGGCUGGUGGAUAGAGAUGAUCUCUACACAUAUGAAUACAUCUGCUCCGUCGAGCAUGAGGGAGGCACAGUGGAGGCCAAAGCACUACAAGAGUUUCCUCAUGUCUCUGAGUACAAAGUGAAGCUGCUCUGUCUGCAGUACACAGUGCUGAUAGUGAAGAGUCUGGUGUACUGCUGUGGACUCUCUCUGCUGAUGAGCCUCAGAAACAAGGGACCAUCCACCAGCUCCACACAUGCUGACUGACUGUUUUCUGCUCCUCUUUUCUCUCCAUCACAUCUCAUCACUUCAUCUCAUUCAUCACUUUGAUCAGUCUUCAGAAAUGUUGUUGAAAUGUUCUUCUUG
Messenger RNA from Mugil cephalus (flathead mullet), 971 nucleotides. RefSeq lists its product as uncharacterized. NCBI's taxonomy places the organism in Eukaryota, Metazoa, Chordata, Actinopteri, Mugiliformes, Mugilidae. The record is from RefSeq and is a predicted model, not a curated record.